Coprinopsis cinerea okayama7#130 is the source of this 270-nucleotide messenger RNA. RefSeq lists its product as hypothetical. The record is from RefSeq and is a predicted model, not a curated record. Bases 1 to 270 code for a protein of 89 amino acids. NCBI's taxonomy places the organism in Eukaryota, Fungi, Basidiomycota, Agaricomycetes, Agaricales, Psathyrellaceae. The transcript has 2 exons.
AUGCCAGACGUAGAGAAUCUCAACCCUAAGGAGGUUUCUCCUGGGGAUGAGGCGAUCCCUCAUAAAGACAUGCCUUCAAUUACGAAAAAGGAUCGACCUACCUUAUCCAAAGACGAUGCUAUGGACGUCGUGAGGUAUCUCGAGCUUUUGGAGCAGUUGUUCAAGGGCAUUGUCAAAACCGAUCGAGCCAAGAAAAUCUAUGCGACUCGUUAUAUAGACGACCCUAUAUCUGAAAAGACAAUGGGAAGCUAUACCAGAGAGAAGGCCUAA